AUGGUUAAGCAAAUUGCAGGUUCCAAGGUCCUCCUUUUGGGCUCUGGCUUCGUCACCAAGCCUACUGUCGAGGUUCUUGACAAGGCCGGUGUUGAAGUUAUCGUUGCCUGCCGCACCCUCGAGAGCGCCCAGAAGCUGUCCGAGGGUUUCAAGAACGCCAAGGCUAUCUCCCUCGACGUCAGCGAUGAUGCUGCUCUCGACAAGGCCAUGUCGGGAGUCGACCUCGCCAUUUCCUUGAUUCCCUACACCUUCCACGCUACCGUCAUCAAGUCUGCUAUCCGCACCAAGAAGAAUGUCGUCACAACCUCCUAUGUCUCCCCCGCCAUGAUGGAGCUUGACGAGGAGUGCAAGAAGGCCGGUAUCACCGUCAUGAACGAGAUUGGCCUGGACCCCGGUAUUGACCACCUUUACGCCGUCAAGACCAUCUCCGAGGUCCACAAUGAGGGCGGCAAGAUCACCGGCUUCAUCUCCUACUGCGGCGGUCUCCCCGCUCCCGAGUGCUCCAACAACCCUCUGGGCUACAAGUUCUCCUGGUCCAGCCGCGGUGUCCUCCUGGCCCUUCGCAAUGCCGCCAAGGUCUACGAGAACGGCAAGAUCGUCAGCAUCGAUGGCCCCGACCUGAUGGCCACCGCCAAGCCCUACUUCAUCUACCCCGGUUUCGCCUUCGUCGGCGCUACGAUAUUCCCGAAGCCCAGACCCUCCUCCGCGGCACUCUCCGCUUCCAAGGCUUCCCCCGAGAUGAUCAAGGUCCUCGUCGACAUCGGCUUCCUGAACGACGAACCUGCCGCCAUCUUUGAGAAGCCCACUACCUGGAAGGAAGCCACCGCCCAGGUCCUUGGUGCCGCCUCAUCCUCCGAGAAGGAUCUCAUUGCCGCUGUGGAGUCCAAGACCUCAUUCCCCAACAACGACGAGCGCGACCGUCUCCUCGCUGGUCUCCGCUGGAUCGGCCUGUUCUCUGAUGAGCAGAUCACUCCCCGCGGUAACGCCCUCGAUACCCUGUGCGCCACCCUCGAGAAGAAGAUGCAAUACGAGGAGGGCGAGCGCGACAUGGUCAUGCUUCAGCACAAGUUCGACAUCGAGCACAAGGACGGCUCCAAAGAGGUCCGUACCUCUACUCUCUGUGAAUACGGUAACCCCAGUGGAUACUCUGCCAUGGCUAAGCUGGUCGGUGUUCCUGUGGUUCUUGAUGGUACUAUCUCCAAGAAGGGUGUUCUUGCUCCUACGACCAUGGAUAUCUGUGCCCCUUUGCUCAAGACCCUCAAGGAGGACUACGGUAUCGAGAUGGUUGAGCGUACUCUGUAA
Messenger RNA from Penicillium maclennaniae, 1302 nucleotides. RefSeq names its product saccharopine dehydrogenase (NADP+, L-glutamate-forming) (gene lys9). NCBI's taxonomy places the organism in Eukaryota, Fungi, Ascomycota, Eurotiomycetes, Eurotiales, Aspergillaceae. The transcript has 6 exons. Gene Ontology annotation, cellular component: cytoplasm. Gene Ontology annotation, molecular function: saccharopine dehydrogenase activity. The record is from RefSeq and is a predicted model, not a curated record. The coding region runs from base 1 to 1302 and encodes 433 amino acids.